This is a messenger RNA of Pseudomyrmex gracilis, 3523 nucleotides long. Its product is annotated as dipeptidyl peptidase 9. Lineage: Eukaryota; Metazoa; Arthropoda; Insecta; Hymenoptera; Formicidae. Gene Ontology annotation, molecular function: dipeptidyl-peptidase activity; serine-type peptidase activity. The transcript has 10 exons. Gene Ontology annotation, biological process: proteolysis. The record is from RefSeq and is a predicted model, not a curated record. Bases 233 to 2758 code for a protein of 841 amino acids.
UCGCGUACUGCGUCGUUUUUUCGUUUACUUCCCGUCGGUUUUGUACUUACAAGCCGCGUCGUUUACGUAUACACGCGCGCUUACUUUGUUCAGAAAAUCGCUUUUGUUGUCUUCGACCAUGACCGCGCCGAGACCGCCGCGGACGCGUUCGCUGGAAAAUGACCGCGAAUGACUUCGCGAAACAACCGGCACGAGUAUAGCAGCAGCUUGUGAAAAAAAAAAAAAAAAAAAUAUGGAAACCUCUACGAGCAGCGAUACGGGAGGGGACCAACAGCCCGUUCCCGACAGCACGGUGCCGCGGAAAUCCUGGUCCGAGCUGCGCGCCGUCGUUAGCGAUCUCAGGAGAAAGUUGUCCGGCGUGUCGGCCGGAUCCGUGCCUGGGUCCAUCUCUUUCCGAUCUCUUCCGGACGGCCGAACUAGAAUAUAUUUUCUUAGCACUCCCAGCAACGGAUGGGAAACCACUCUUCUGUAUGUAGAUAUUGCACACGCGGAUCACGCCAACGGUUAUCGUCUCCAUUGGCAGCCUGUUAUAGAAGCAAAUUUUCAAAGUGUAUCAAGCACGAAUAGACUGUCGAAAGAGGAACAACUGUUGUGGGAGAGAAAGAGACUCGCCACGUGGGGUAUAACCAGCUAUGAGAUUCACGCGGAGAGCGGCAAACUGGUUUUUCCAGCUGCCAGCAGUCUUUAUCAAUGCGUGGAUACUGGAUUUAUGCCGGGUCCUCUCUUUCCGUCCGAGAUAAGGAUGUCGACCAGCGGAGCUAAAUUGUGUCCUCAGAUUUGUCCCUGGAACAAUGCUCUGAUCGCUCACACGUGCUCCGGAGAUCUGUAUCUGUCGCAUAGUAUUACAGGUUCUUCAAUGCGGUUAACUCACGCUAGAAAAGGAAAUAGAAGUCUUGCAGAUGAUCCACUUACCGCCGGUACUCCUUCUUACGUGAUGCAGGAGGAAUUCACAAGAUACAUCGGUUACUGGUGGCAACCGAAGUCGACGUACGACGGUAUAUAUAGAAUAGUGUACGAGGAGGUUGACGAGAGCGACGUCAAGAUACAUUGUUUUACCUCGUCAUCGAAUUCCGACGAAGUGGACGAAUUCAGAUUUCCCCGGGCUGGUAUGCCAAACGCAAGGAGUAACUUGAAGAUGGUGCAGUUUCGGCUGACGGAAUCGUUGCAGAUCGUCAACGUGGAAAUUUUAGAACUUCAAUAUCCUCUUCACAUUAUGUUUUCUUGGAUGGAAUACAUGGUGAGGGUUGGUUGGACACCCGACGCUCAAUACGUCUGGGUUCAACUGCUGGACAGAAAACAGCAGAAGCUCGAAUUGGUUCUGUUGUCGAUAGACAACUUCUGCGAACCCCCGCCGAACACGUACAACACGGAAAAUCAUUUCACACCCGCAUCGGCAAGCGUCCAAGUGAUAUACUCUGAGCAAAGUACGAUCUGGAUCAAUGUGAAUGAUUUACUGUAUUUUUUAAAGUCUGACGAUCCGAACGAGGUCAAAUUUAUUUGGGGAAGCGAGGAAUCCGAAUAUCGACAUUUGUAUCUUAUAACAUCUAGUAUAGCAGGUUUGAGUAAUGGUGUGGAAGAGCCUUUGGACAGAAUGGAUAGUAUAUAUCUUCGACCGCGUAUCACUUCCAAGGUAGCGCUUACGCAGGGCGAUUGGGAAGUGUUAGGAAAAAAGAUAUGGGUCGACGAGGUGAAUUCUAUUGUGUACUUCUGCGGAUUACGAGAAGGACCUUUGGAGCAGCAUGUUUACGCGGUUUCGUUGCGACGACCUUUAGAAAUAAGACUCUUGACGCGACCUGGCUACAGUUACAAUAAUAUAUAUUUCAACAAAGAGUGCACGAUGUUGGUCACCGUUUACAGUUCCAUUAAAACGCUUCCUACUUGUCAAGUAUUUAAGAUAUCACAGAGCGACUGGACGGUAGAAAGUAUAUCGCUCACACCAGUAGGCUAUCUUCUAGAACCGUCGGUGCCCGAAACCGAAUUAUUCGCACCAGAGAUUUUUACUCACAAAAUAAAAUCGGGCGACACCAUCUAUUCGAUGAUAUUCAAGCCUCAUAAUUUUCAAUCCGGCAUCAAGUAUCCCACGAUACUUAACGUAUAUGGCGGACCCGAAGUACAAUUAGUAUCAAACACAUUUAAAGGAUUAAGGCAUUUGAGGAUGCACAUGCUGGCCGCUCAGGGCUAUUGUGUAGUCUUGAUCGACUCUCGAGGGUCGCAGCACAGAGGUUUACUGUUUGAGAGUCACUUGCGACGUAGAAUGGGAACGGUGGAACUAGACGAUCAAGUGGAAGUAUUAAAAUGGCUGGCGGAAACUACCGGAUACAUAGAUUUAAAUCGGGUGGCUCUCCACGGGUGGUCUUACGGCGGAUAUUUAAGCCUAAUGGGAUUGAUACAGUAUCCUGAUGUGUUUAAGUUGGCGAUUGCUGGCGCUCCGGUCACCUCGUGGAACUUUUACGACACUGGAUACACCGAACGUUAUAUGGACUUGCCGCAAAACAAUCCUCACGGUUACAUGGCCGGGUCGGUGCUGACAUAUGUGAACAAGUUUCCCGACGAGGAGAAUCGUUUGUUGAUCAUACACGGUCUUAUCGACGAGAAUGUGCACUUUUAUCAUACUAGCCAGCUGAUCAACGCUCUUGUAAAGAUCGGUAAACCGUAUCAACUUCAGAUUUACCCCAAUGAGAGGCACAGUCUGAGGAAUUUAGACGCCAGCAAACAUUAUGAAACGACGUUGCUGUCGUUUUUACAAAAUCAUUUGUGAACCAAUAUAUUCUUUAGACAAUUUUUUAUAUUGUUGGGUGAUUGAACAAGAGGUUUACGUAACUGCCAUUAAUAUCCAAACAAACGCGGAUAUUUGUACAGUGCACAGAAAACUUAAGACAAAAAAAAAAAAAAAACAUUUAUGGUUCAAGUUAGUUUAGACACUUGUGUUAGUUUCUGUACAAAAAGUGUAGCCUCAGUUAGGCUUUUAAGAGAUAGUAUUACAUUCUCAAUGCAAAAUACCCACAACUAUUACGUGAUCGUAAUUGCAAAUAACGUUCUAACAAGAACACUUAUACAUAUAUAUAUAUAUAUAUUAGAAUUUUUAACAACUGUAAAAAUAUCAUGAAAUACAUAGUUUGCGACACACAAAGCUUUUUUUCGUGUUAAAUUGCAUGCAAGCAAUCAGAAUUGACACUUUAAGAAUUGUCAAUUUGCAAUUAAACAAUCAGCGAAUUGUUAAAUUGUUUUAAUUUGACGCAAAUGCAAUCGAAGAACGGCAUCGUGUGCCGCACGCUAUAAUAAUUAUGUUCGAGACGAUCUUUCUUAAUCAGCUGUUAUUGAAGUUUGCAAUCGUGAUGUUAGAUAUGUAUGGCUACUUUUUAAGAAGAUGGACAAUACUCAAUUUAUUAUACAUAGACAAUAGUUGACAAAGAAAGAAUUAUUUUAAAAAUGUGUUUUUCCGUUUUGCUAUAUAUAUGUUGGAUUACGAUUGUUGGAUAUGACGUCCAAAAUGAUUAUGUACAUAUAAAGUGAUUAAAAAAUU